Messenger RNA from Macrobrachium nipponense, 918 nucleotides. Its product is annotated as serine/threonine-protein phosphatase 6 regulatory ankyrin repeat subunit C-like. The coding region runs from base 1 to 918 and encodes 305 amino acids. The record is from RefSeq and is a predicted model, not a curated record. NCBI's taxonomy places the organism in Eukaryota, Metazoa, Arthropoda, Malacostraca, Decapoda, Palaemonidae. Gene Ontology annotation, molecular function: protein binding. The transcript is spliced from 5 exons.
AUGGCCCAGAUCCUGGUGGCUGGAGUUCUAGAGGGUGACUCCGAGCAAGUUGAAAAAUUUCUCAAGAUGGAUGUCGAUCUGCAAGUAUUGACAGUGGCCAAUGAAGGUGCUAAACUCCCAUUGUUAGGGUUAGCGGCCUAUUUAGGCCAUCGCCACUUAGUGGCUCCAUUGGUGUCCGCAGGCGUUGAUGCAAAUGCCAGAGACAGCUCGGGCCUUACCCCGCUCAUCCAUGCAGCCAGGGAAGGCCACGGGAGAGUCCUCAGAGAGCUUGUUGAGGCUGGAGCCGAUAUCAACGCCACUGCAUCGGAAAAGGAAAUGCUACUUAAAUUGAAUAAUAAUCAUGCUACUGAUGCCACAGAAAUUAGAGAUAAGUUUUCUGAACACUUUGCUCGAGUAUCUGAAAAAUCAGAUAGUUCCCCAGGACAUCAUUUCAGAAUGAUGGAAGAACAACAGAACCCUGAAGAGAUGUCUACUUUGACAGGGAAUUCUGUUCUCCAUACCUGCACCAUGAAGUCGGACGAAGAAUCGGUGUCAUUCCUGCUGAGGCAAAAAGGAAUGAAUGUCAGCCUCCAAGAUGAUUAUGCCUACACCCCUCUGCAUGUGGCUGCCAUCGUUAACAGCGUCCGCAUCAUCAAUCUCCUGGUGGAUGCUGAAGCUGAUCAGAACCUGCGGACAGUGCACAGCUGCACUCCUCUGCACAUCGCCAGCAUGAGCGGAUCCCUGGAUGCUGUCAAAAGGCUCCUGGAACUGAAGUUUGAAAUUUACGCCGUGGAUAACGAAGGGCGCACUGCCUGCGACCUCGCUGAUGAACGGGGAAUAAGCAAAGUCUACUGGUUCUUCAUCAAAAAGGCUGGGCAGAUUGAAAAAACUAUUCUAACUCCUCCUCAAAAGUCUGAACAGAGCUACGCAGUAAAGUAG